AUGCUGAUCCUCGUCCUCGUUGGCGGCUGCGACCGCGACUGCGAUGAGCUCGUCACCGUCGACUGCUACAACCCGCGCACCGGCCACUGGCGCUACCUGGCCGAGUUCCCCGAGCACCUGGGCGGGGGCUACAGCGUCGCCGCACUGGGCAAUGACAUCUACGUCACCGGAGGUUCGGACGGGUCGAGGCUGUACGACUGUGUCUGGAGGUACAAUUCCAGCGUGAACGAGUGGACGGAGGUGUCUCCCAUGCUGAAAGCCAGAGAAUACCACAGCUCCACCGUCCUGGAUGGGCUGCUCUACGUGAUCGCCUCCGACAGCACGGAGCGCUACGACCACGCGCUGGACAGCUGGGAGGCUCUGCAGCCCAUGCUGUACCCCAUGGACAACUGCUCCACCACCUCGUGCCGUGGCAAGCUGUUCGCCAUAGGCUCCCUGGCUGGCAAAGAGUCCAUGGUUAUGCAGUGCUACGACCCCGACAGCGACCUCUGGUCCCUCGUGAACUGCGGCCACUUGCCUCCCUGGUCCUUCGCCCCAAAGACCGUCACGCUCAACGGCCUCAUGUACUUCAUAAGGGAUGACUCGGCUGAAGUGGAUGUUUACAACCCAGCGAAGAAUGAAUGGGAUAAAAUCCCUGCCAUGCUUCAGGUUCACGUUGGGGGAAGCGUGGCCGUGCUCGGCGGGAAGCUCUACGUCUCCGGUGGCUAUGAUAACACAUUUGAACUCUCGGACGUCCUGGAAGCCUACGACCCUGAGACACGAGCGUGGAGCGUGGUGGGCCGACUCCCCGAGCCCAUCUUCUGGCACGGCAGCGUCAGCAUAUUCCGGCAGUUCAUGCCCGAAACCACACAGGAGGACGAUGGCAUCACGCUGGACAACACCAUCAACUUGAACAGGCAGCGCCAAAACCUUCACAACCAGAACCUUAACGAGCUUCGUUAGCAGGGGAAGGCGCUGUGCCCCUGGCUCCACGCGAGUUCGCUAUCCAGAACCAGUGUUGCUUUAAGAGAAGGCAGAGGCAAACCGGUGCUUGGAAACAAAAACAUACUGGUCAUAGAGGGAGUGAAAACUCUGAACGCUUGAGGUGCUGUUGCGGAACUGCAGCCAGCAGAGAGCGAGGCCUCUGCUGCGACGUCCCUCGGCCCUUCUCCGGGGCAGGAGAAGGCACCGCGCUGCCCGCAGAGGAGACCCCAGAGGUGAACUCUGAGGAAAGAGAUUGCGUGGAACGGCACCGCAGCAUCGCAGCUUACGGCUUUUCAUCAGACGCCUUUCACUGGGAGCUCCUUCACCCCGUAACGCUUCGUUUGCCACCAAAACCCUUUCUUCAGUUUCUUUUUUGGGAGGGGCCUGUUUGGUAGGAUGGUGGUCUGGACCUCCACCUUUGUUCUGUGCCUCGGAGGAAGACAGACCUCCUGCGCACAUCUUCUUCUGCGUGGUUAGAGCGGGGAAGGGCCUUCCUGGGGGAGCUGGAGGUCUGUUAGGGUGGGAGGUGGACAGGAGAACGUGGCCCUUCCCACCCUCUCGAUGUGGUCCUUGGUUCCCGUUCAUGCCUUCAGGAGGAACAGACGUCCUGUAGCAGGGUUCUCUCCGAGGCUGGGUUAUGAAGCUUCACUUUUCCCUUCGUCUGAACUUCAGUUCUUCCUGUAUUUGGUGGGGUUUUUAUGUUGCAGCAUUUGAACUCUUGCAGGUAUUAGUUUUCCAACCCUUCCUAGCAGAGCACUUUUUCCUUCAAACAAGAAACGCCCGUAUUUAUCUUCUAAUCACGUUCUCACAAUUAGAUUUGUUUUGUUCCUGAUCACCCCAGCUGUGCCCUCCUUUAAGGGGAAGGGGAGAAGCGAGCACCCCUCCUAGCCGGCCCGAGGAGUGACUCCUGGGGCUGGCCGCUGCCGCUCCCCCUUCCCGGGGGGAGAGGGGUUGGUGGUGGGGCUGAGCUAGGGCAGAAAAAGCUGCGUCUGGCGGUGAGGGCUGUUUGCUGUCGGUCCUCCUGUGCCCAGCUCUCGGCCGGCACGCUGCGUUGGGCAGACGGGCCCAUGCAGCGAGAGCGAGUUUUUGUUUCUUCACCGUUUUAAAGGAGCUCAGUCAGCAUUGUACUAUUUCGGGGGCGGGGGGGGGAAGAAAACAAACCUUGUUGGGAAAGGUGAGCGCAGCUUCCUCAGAAGAUUCACUGCAGGCUCGCAGAACUGCCAGCGGUGUUCAGGCGCCUUGAUGCAGAAUUGCUUUUAAAUGCAUCGCCUUGUGUGAAGGGACCCACCAGACCUUCGGAGGGGUCUUGUGCCCAUCGUGCCUCCAGCUUGCAGGAGCUCUCGGGAUUUGGGCAAUCAAAGAUGCCGUUGUGUUCUGGCGAAGGCGUAGGAGUUAGCCGGAGCGUUGCAGAUUGGAAGGUAGCUAUUUUAGGGGUUUUUUCUUCUUUUUGUUUGAGGUUUGCUGGUUUUUUUGGCCUGUGUAAGAUUUGCCUUUAUACUCGCCCAAGUGACCUGGCUAGCUUGGGCUGUUCCCUCCAGCUACCUUAGCUGAAGCUACGUGCAGUUUACUCAUGGAGUGUUUCUUGAGCAAGCGAACAGCUAAAGCUGCGGUACGGCUCACGCGAAAACGAGCGUCGCGCCUUCGGGAAAACUGUGAAGUGUGACAAUGGCUGAAGUGUUGGCUGGAUGCGUUCGCUUUUUCAGUCCUUUGUUUUUAACCAAUAAGAAAAAAAAUUUAAUUUAAACUUAAUUCAGAGAUGGAAAGCCCAUACACUUGACUGCAUGCCUUCUGGCUUGCCCUUGGGUCGAGUAGUGUCGGAGCCCCAUCUCCACAUCAUCUGCAUCUUCACAGCUUUAAAAAAAUCUGGUUUGCCUUGAGUGCUAUUUUAUGCUGCACUCCUCAGCUGUGGAAGCUGAGAAAGCCGCUCGUGACAUCUGGGCUGUUCUCCAAGUCUGAAACUUUGACAGUGCCUUGAAACCGCCAUGUGCCGGCGGAGGAUCCCGGAGGGGGUCAAAAACCUCCCCGGCGCUGCCGCGGAGACGGCGUGCGCCGUGCAGCUGAACUGACGUUGCAGACCCAAGUAUUUAUGCUGAACUAUAAAUAGUACGCACACCCUGUCUCACUGUAGUGCUCGCUGCUGGACCUGCCGCUCCCAGAUCCCCCAACCGGCUGAGCAGUUCGGGAUCUGUAUUUAUUUUUUGUAAAAUUCAUUUGUGUCCGAAGCUUUGAGUACAGUUUAAAUACCAUCCUUUGAAACAAAGGCAUUUUACAUUUACAGAUAAUGUAUUUUUAUUCUCAUAGUUUGUUUUUAAAUUUACUUGCAGCAGUCAAGUUAAAUAAAACGUGUUACAUAAAUCUCUCUGUCUUUGAGGGGAAGGUUACCGGAGUCGGCUUUUGCUGUGACGUUUCUCACUCUAGGCCUGAGGUACGUUUAAGCCGGAGACUUUUCUGCCUUCUCGGUGAGUAGAAGAGGGAAAGGGGAGCGAGCGCAGCUGCCCCUCUGGGGGAUGUGGGUACGCAGUGAUCUUCCCCCGCCCCAGGAAUACUCAGGAAACGGUGCUCAAUGUCACGGCACCCGUGGAUCAUGUUAUUUUGGACAAAUAUAAAUCUCCACACCUAAAACUGGGAGCUUAGAGCAUGGUCCAACUCCUUGAGCUAUCGUGUUUCCAUUGAAGCAACAGCUAAAUUAUGAGAAGUGAGAAGCUACGGGUCGUGCCCUGCCUUGCAUGGGGCAAAGAAAGGGCACUUAGCAGACAC
Egretta garzetta (little egret) is the source of this 3720-nucleotide messenger RNA. It is a transcript of the gene KLHL21, whose product is annotated as kelch like family member 21. Gene Ontology annotation, molecular function: protein binding. The record is from RefSeq and is a predicted model, not a curated record. The transcript has 6 exons. The coding region runs from base 1 to 942 and encodes 313 amino acids. Lineage: Eukaryota; Metazoa; Chordata; Aves; Pelecaniformes; Ardeidae.